Syngnathoides biaculeatus (alligator pipefish) is the source of this 1636-nucleotide messenger RNA. It is a transcript of the gene qrfp, whose product is annotated as pyroglutamylated RFamide peptide. The record is from RefSeq and is a predicted model, not a curated record. The transcript is spliced from 2 exons. NCBI's taxonomy places the organism in Eukaryota, Metazoa, Chordata, Actinopteri, Syngnathiformes, Syngnathidae. The coding region runs from base 108 to 683 and encodes 191 amino acids.
UUAGGAGUUUUUGAAUCCAAGGUAACGAGGGAGGCCACGAGCAAGGACGUGGAAGGGCAGAGAGUUCUUGGCGUCGCGGAGACGUUUUUGUGCCCCCGAGCACGUUAAUGAGCUCCGGAGGCAAUCAAGCUGCUAAUUGCACGGACAAGUGCUCGUCGGGAGGCAGCCGACGCCAAAAUGGAUCAAAAUGCUCGCUGGCGUGCAUCAGCGGGCCACGCCCGCCGCUGCCCUUACGCCACGGAGCGCCUUAUAAAAGGGUCGUCGCGGCGGCGGCGUCGGGCAACGCCGCCGCAAAGUCCACCAAGAUGAAGUUGUGCACGUAUUCAGGCAGCUCCCAUCUCGCCCUUCUGUCCCUGACCCUCCUGCUGCCGGUCCCCCCCACCGUGACCCCGCACCCCCGGCAGAAGCCGCCCGCCGUGGGUCUGGUCCAGCUGCGUUCGGUGUCCUUCGGGGUCUCCUCCUGCCUGCGGCUUUUUUCUUCCUCGUGGCCCGACGAAGCGGCGGAGCUCCAGAGGCGGGGGUCCCGUCGAGCCCGAGAAGACGGGGGCCCAGGCGGCGCCGGCAGGAGCGGCGGCGAGGCCCUCACCUCCAUCCUGGGCGGCCUCCAGAGCGUCGGUCGAGAGAAAGGCGGAUUUGGAUUCCGCUUUGGCAGGAACUCCCGAACGCGGGGCCGUGGACCCUGAGGCCGCUCAAAAGGAACCGGCGCCGCUGAGCCCCCGAGUGCAUGAAACGCGUUUGUGUUUAUCAAUGUGCGCCUCGCAACAGGGAAGUCCGUCGACGAGAAUUUGUGUUUUGGGCGGUCGUAGUGGUUAGCAUGUGUGCCUCAGUACUUGGGUCACCGUUCAAAUCUCAGCUCCGGACUUUCUGCGUGGAGUUCGGUCCUCCCUGUGUUCCACCAACAUGUCGGCUUCACCGUAGACUCGGCGGCAAAGUUUGUUUGUCCUUGACUGGGCAUACUGUAAUUAUUGUCCAAAAUAAAAGGAAAUUGAAGCCUCUUCAUUUACAAAGGCGCGCUUUCUUCACUUCCUCACCGCACGAGCCCAUUUCUCUGGAUCGUCCACCCUCGCUAUCGCUUCCCUCUCAUUUGCGCAGAUGUAUUCACUUUUUACGUUGGCUAAUUCUCAUGCCAUGGUCCCUCCGCUUCCCAAUGUCAUCUGCGAGAACAUUGCAGUCCACGGUCUAAGCUCUUUUGUCAUUGCAAAGAGGACACCGGCCUCCACCUUCAAAUCCUCCGGCACAGCUGUACGGUUCUAACAUUUUUCCCGCCGCUCCACUAGCAAAGUUCCUCCCUGGGUACUCUUUCUUCUGCUUUUUUUCUAGCUGCACAAAGACACAAUGACGCUCCUUUUGCCCAUCGCUGUACUCCUUCCUGACCCAUCUCACCGGGCAAAUAAUGCAUAUGCGGCACUCUAUCUAGGCACGGAACCGUACGGUUGCUCACAAAUACUUCCUUCUGCCCCGAGUCGAGCCUUCGCUCCUCUUUCCCAUAACUCUUUCUUUGACUUCAUUUGCACAGCUCCGCGAAUGGCUUCUGUCCUUCAAAUGGGCACCAGAACACUUUUCCUCAUUUCCUCGGGCCACCAGAAUUCUGCCGAACAAGCUGGUCAUAAACUCCACCGCGACCUCUUCUCGAUGC